Messenger RNA from Schistocerca serialis cubense, 1113 nucleotides. Its product is annotated as putative gustatory receptor 28b. Gene Ontology annotation, biological process: sensory perception of taste. Bases 1 to 1113 code for a protein of 370 amino acids. The record is from RefSeq and is a predicted model, not a curated record. NCBI's taxonomy places the organism in Eukaryota, Metazoa, Arthropoda, Insecta, Orthoptera, Acrididae. The transcript has a single exon. Gene Ontology annotation, cellular component: membrane; neuronal cell body; axon.
AUGCACUGUUUCUUCUCUAGCGUUAUUUUUAUGACAGGUUCAUGCGUGAUACUCAUUCUUUGCUGCUGCACUUUGAAACAACGAGAUGUUGACGCUUUUUGCCGAACCACUGUUACGAUAGGAAGAUUCAUAUAUCAGAGGGCAUGCACAGAGAACUGGCGCUUGAAAUCUCUUCACAAAUGGACAACAGCACCAUUAGCUAUAUAUUGCAUCCUUACGUACAGUGUGUUCAUUUGGCUUCUUCGAGACUCAUUAGCUUUGGUGCCAUUAAUGCGUGUUUUUUUCAUACAUUCCUUGGUGAAUUUCGUAGUGCUACAGUUUAUUAUUUUCAAUAUGGUGUUGAGAAGAUGGUUUGGACAUCUGAAUACAUUUUUGAUUCAGUGCUUUAGCAUGUUUACAGAGGACGAUCUCAAUGUCAGAGUUACAGAGGCACUACAGUCUUCUUCAGUAAAGGAAACUUCGCAGCAUUAUACUCAUGUGAUUACCAAGCAAGUCCACCAACAUGAAAUGUCAACACUUCCUGACGUUGAAAAACUUUCCAUUAGAUCACAGCAGAAUACGUCAAAUCAUGCCCAAAUGCUACUGACGCGAAAUAGUUGCACGUUUCUGAGAAAGCUGCGUACAGUGUACUGCCUCCUCCAUCAAGCUGUAAUAAUGAUAAAUCGUGCUUAUGGUGUUCAAAACCUGUUUAUAAUAACGACCUGUCUUGUAUGCAUUGUCGUGAACAUGCACGCAGUUACUGUCACCUUGCUGAGAUUAAACAAUGCUCUGCAUGGAGAUUUGAGAAUAUACACCGUAGUUAGAAUAUCAUUAUGGACCGGCAUGAUGGUUUGGCGGAUCGUCGGCAUAUGCUUCAGCAGCGAGGUGGUUACACGGGAGGCCAGCCGCACGCAGCACUUGGUCACCAAACUUCAGAUGCUGCCGUUUCCUGCUGGCAGUGGUGUUCAGGAAGAGCUGCAGUUGUUUGCGGAACAGCUGACACACAGUCCAAUCCACUACAGCGCAACUGGGUUCUUCACGCUGGACGUGCCAUUGCUGAGAAGCAUCGCGGCGGCUGUGACGACCUAUCUUGUCAUUCUCAUUCAAUUCUCUCUUUCUGAUACAAAUAAGUAG